Molecule: messenger RNA, 489 nt
Organism: Oikopleura dioica
Lineage: Eukaryota; Metazoa; Chordata; Appendicularia; Copelata; Oikopleuridae
Source: the annotation of a GenBank genome assembly
AUGUUAGUUUCUUUUCUGAUUCUAUUCGGAUUGUCUAGUGAGAGCGUUUUUGAUGUGACAUGGAAGUGUCCGGACUUAGAGAGAAUCACCAUUCCAGCAAGUUCUGUGGGCCCGAAUUUUAUACGCCAGAUCAAGUACAGAUGCAAUUUUAACUACAAGUGUUUCUACAAUAAGAAUUUAUUACAGGAAUUCAGCGAGGGUUACUGCAGCGCUAAAAAAGCCUUGCGCCACAUCGCAGAUCGUGAGUUUCUCCCUGCCUGCCAGACACAUGAUGCCUGUUAUCGCAUUAUAUUCCAGCAAGAAAACUCUAUUUCCGCUAAAAACAACUGCGACCAAGCCUUUUAUGAAAACGUGCUUGCUCUCUGCAAUCAUAGAGGAGGAUCCGACUGCAAACUCAAAGCUAGCUUGAUGUACCGGGCUACAAGCGCAUUUGGCGACGACUCUUUCCAAUUUGAUCAGACCAUUGUUCAUUGUCAAGAUAAUCAAUAA